GCUGUCCAGUCCCAACAUGGAGCGUAAGGAAGUGGUUCUUCUGCUUCUGUUAUUUCUGAAAUCAGUACAAACUGAACAAAAUCAUGUGGUUCAGGACUGUUACCAGGGCGAUGGACAGUGUUACAGAGGUACAGUAUCAACCACUGUGACAGGAAGAAAAUGUCAAUCUUGGCUGUCUAUGACACCACACCAGCACUCGAGGACCCCAGCCAACUAUCCAAAUGGUGGCUUGGAGGGGAACUACUGCAGGAAUCCAGAUGAUUCUGGACGCCCUUGGUGUUACACCACUGAUCCGAGCGUCAGGUGGGAGUACUGCAACCUGACACAGUGCUCAGAGGCCCAGGUUCCCAGUGAAGAGGCUCCUACUGAGCAGGCACCAACAGAGCAGGACUGUUACCAGGGUGAUGGACACGAUUACCGAGGUACAGCAUCAACCACGGUCACAGGAAGGAAAUGUCAAUCUUGGCUGUCUAUGACACCACACCAGCACUCGAGGACCCCAAUCAACUACCCAAAUGGUGGCUUGGUGAGGAACUACUGCAGGAAUCCAGAUAAUUCUGGACACCCUUGGUGUUACACCACUGAUCCAAGUGUCAGGUGGGAGUACUGCAACCUGACACAGUGCUCAGAGGCCCAGGUUCCCAGUGAAGAGGCUCCUACUGAGCAGGCACCAACUGAGCAGGACUGUUACCAGGGUGAUGGACAUGGUUACCGAGGUACAGCAUCAACCACAGUCACAGGAAAGAAAUGUCAAUCUUGGCUGUCUAUGACACCACACCAGCACUCAAGGACCCCAGCCAACUACCCAAAUGGAGGCUUGGUGAGGAACUACUGCAGGAACCCAGAUGAUUCUGGACGCCCUUGGUGUUACACCACUGAUCCGAGUGUCAGAUGGGAGUACUGCAACCUGACACAGUGCUCAGAGGCCCAGGUUCCCAGUGAAGAGGCUCCUACUGAGCAGGCACCAAUUGUGAAGGACUGUUACCAGGGUGAUGGACAUGGUUACCGAGGUACAGCAUCAACCACAAUCACGGGAAGGCAAUGUCAAUAUUGGCUGUCUAUGAUACCACACCAGCACUCAAGGACCCCAGCCAACUACCCAAAUGGUGGCUUGGUGAGGAACUACUGCAGGAACCCAGAUGAUUCUGGACGCCCUUGGUGUUACACCACUGAUCCGAGUGUCAGGUGGGAGUAUUGCAACUUGACACAGUGCUCAGAGGCCCAAGUUCCCAGUGAAGAGGCUCCUACUAAGCAGGCACCAUCUGAGCAGGACUGUUAUCAGGGUGAUGGACAAGGUUACCGAGGUACAGUAUCAACCACGGUCACAGGAAGGAAAUGUCAAUCUUGGCUGUCUAUGACACCACACCAGCACUCGAGGACCCCAGCCAACUACCCAAAUGGUGGCUUGGUGAGGAACUACUGCAGGAAUCCAGAUAAUUCUGGACACCCUUGGUGUUACACCACUGAUCCGAGUGUCAGGUGGGAGUACUGCAACCUGACACAGUGCUCAGAGGCCCAGGUUCCCAGUGAAGAGGCUCCUACUGAGCAGGCACCAAAUGAGCAGGACUGUUACCAGGGUGAUGGACAUGGUUACCGAGGUACAGCAUCAACCACAGUCACAGGAAGAAAGUGUCAAUCUUGGCUGUCUUUGACACCACACCAGCACUCAAGGACCCCAGCAAACUACCCUAAUGGUGGCUUGAUGAGGAACUACUGCAGGAAUCCAGAUGAUUCUGGACGCCCUUGGUGUUACACCACUGAUCCGAGUGUCAGGUGGGAGUACUGCAACCUGACACAGUGCUCAGAGGCCCAAGUUCCCAGUGAAGAGGCUCCCACUAAGCAGGCACCAUCUGAGCAGGACUGUUAUCAGGGUGAUGGACAAGGUUACCGAGGUACAGUAUCAACCACGGUCACAGGAAGGAAAUGUCAAUCUUGGCUGUCUAUGACACCACACCAGCACUCGAGGACCCCAGCCAACUACCCAAAUGGUGGCUUGGUGAGGAACUACUGCAGGAAUCCAGAUAAUUCUGGACACCCUUGGUGUUACACCACUGAUCCGAGUGUCAGGUGGGAGUACUGCAACCUGACACAGUGCUCAGAGGCCCAGGUUCCCAGUGAAGAGGCUCCUACUGAGCAGGCACCAUCUGAGCCGGACUGUUAUCAGGGUGAUGGACAAGAUUACCGAGGUACAGUAUCAACCACGGUCACAGGAAGGAAAUGUCAAUCUUGGCUGUCUAUGACACCACACCAGCACUCGAGGACCCCAGCCAACUACCCAAAUGGUGGCUUGGUGAGGAACUACUGCAGGAAUCCAGAUAAUUCUGGACACCCUUGGUGUUACACCACUGAUCCGAGUGUCAGGUGGGAGUACUGCAACCUGACACAGUGCUCAGAGGCCCAGGUUCCCAGUGAAGAGGCUCCUACUGAGCAGGCACCAACUGAGCAGGACUGUUAUCAGGGUGAUGGACACGGUUACAGAGGUACAGUAUCAACCACGGUCACAGGAAGGAAAUGUCAAUCUUGGCUGUCUAUGACACCACACCAGCACUCGAGGACCCCAGUCAACUACCCAAAUGGUGGCUUGGUGAGGAACUACUGCAGGAAUCCAGAUGAUUCUGGACGCCCUUGGUGUUACACCACUGAUCCAAGUGUCAGGUGGGAGUACUGCAACCUGACACAGUGCUCAGAGGCUCAGGUUCCCAGUGAAGAGGCUCCUACUGAGCAGGAACAAACAGACUCCAGCAGACCAGAAUUAAAGGACAUCCUCUUGGACAACUCAGAUGAAGGAUUGUAUCCAGAUAGUAGUGGCUUCUAUGCAGCAUUGGGAAGUCAGGAUAUGCUACAAAGCGACUGUUUGUCAGGAAACGGCCAGGACACGGAUCAAAAGUACAAGCUUGCAAGAGCUCCAACGCUCAAAGACAUUUUACCGCCACUCCCACCGGUUGAUAAUUCCUCAGACAGUGACGAGUGGGAUGUGAUCGAUGAACUUACUAAAUCAGAUGAGAGGGACGGAAUGAAUGAUUCUAUUCACCCCCGCCGAGCUUAUCCGGCAGUUCGCGUCCCAAAGGUCGCAUCUAAGACAUCCUCACGAGCCCCGCUUCCCCGUGUGCCUCCUUGUCUCCCUCCACCGCCCGCGGGGUUUCAGGCGGCGGUGCGAGAAGCCCAAAGGGAUAAAAGUACAGGGAAGGAAAAGAGAAUAAUUGGGCAAGGGGAGGAAUCUGGAGAAAGGGAGGCGGAGUGGGGCAGCCACGUGGGCUGGGGAGGGGCUGUCACCAUUUCCCAGCAUCUAUUGGAGAUCCCGCUCUCAACGUUUUGUAAGCUCCUUUAUCCAGAAAUCAGAACCAUCCUGGGCUUGAGACACACUGUCUUCCAGACACUGCUGGCCAGUCCCAACAUGGAGCGUAAGGAACUGGUUCUUCUGCUUCUGUUAUUUCUGAAAUCAGGUCAAGGACAUCCCCUGGAUGACUAUGUAAAUACCCAGGGGGCGUCCCUGUUCAGUGUCACCAAGAAGCAGCUCAGAACAGGAAACGCAGAGGAAUGCUUAGCCAAGUGUGAGGAGGAAAAAGAAUUCACGUGCAGGUCAUUCCAAUAUCACAGCAAAGAGCAACAAUGUGUGGUAAUGGCUGAAAACAGCAAGUCAUCUACAGUCAUUAGGAUGAGAGACGUUGUGUUAUUCGAAAAGAAAAUGUAUCUUUCAGAGUGCAAGACGGGGAAUGGCAGGAACUACAGAGGGACGGCGUCCAAAACGAGAAAGGGCGUUACCUGUCAGAAAUGGAGGGCCAAUUUUCCCCACCGACCUAAUUACUCCCCUGAUACACACCCCUCAGAGGGACUGGACCAGAACUACUGCAGGAACCCAGACAAUGAUGACCAGGGGCCCUGGUGCUACACCACAGACCCAGAACAGAGGUUCGACUACUGCAACGUUCCUGAGUGUGAAGGACAAGGAGGAACAGAUAAAGAUGAAUGUAUGCACUGCAGUGGAGAAAAUUAUCAGGGCAAGGUUUCCAAGACCAUGUCUGGACUGGAAUGCCAGGCCUGGGACUCUCAGAGCCCACACGCUCACGGGUAUAUUCCUUCCAAAUUUCCAAACAAGAACUUGAAGAUGAAUUACUGUCGGAACCCUGACGGUGAGCCCCGCCCAUGGUGUUUCACCACCAGUCCCAACAAACGCUGGGAGCUCUGCGACAUCCCCCGCUGCACAACACCCCCACCAUCUUCUGGUCCAACUUACCAGUGUCUGAAGGGGAGAGGUGAAAACUACCGGGGAAAGGUGGCGGUUACUGUGUCUGGGCACACGUGUCAACGCUGGAGUGAGCAGACCCCUCACAAACACAAUCGGACGCCCGAAAACUUCCCCUGCAAAGGCUUGGAUGAAAAUUACUGUCGUAACCCAGAUGGAGAAACCACCCCAUGGUGCUACACAACCAACAGUGCAGUGAGGUGGGAGUACUGUGCUGUGCCAUCCUGUGAGGCCUCUCAGACGUCCGUGGAACACGUGGACGCUUCAGCACCACCUGAGGAAACCCCCGUUGUCCAGGACUGUUACCAAGGCAAUGGACAGAGUUACCAGGGCACAUCAUCCACCACUAUCACGGGAAGGAAAUGCCAAUCUUGGUUGUCUAUGACGCCACAUCGGCAUGAAAAGACCCCACAAAACUACCCAAAUGCUCGGUUGGAAAUGAACUACUGCAGGAAUCCAGAUGGUGACAAAAGCCCAUGGUGCUUCACCACUGACCCGAGUGUGCGGUGGGAGUACUGCAACCUGCGGAAAUGCCCGGACACACAGGGCAGUGUGGUGGCCACACCUCCCACCACAGCCCGGGUUCCCAGCGAAGAGGCUCCUUCUGAACAGGACUGUAUGUUUGGGAACGGCAAAAGCUAUCGAGGCAAGAAGGCAACCACUGUCACUGGGACCCCAUGCCAGGGCUGGGCUGCCCAGGAGCCCCAUAGUCACAGUAUUUUCACUCCAGAGACAAACCCACGGGCAGGACUGGAAGAAAACUACUGCCGGAAUCCUGAUGGUGACGUCAAUGGUCCCUGGUGCUACACGACGAAUCCAAGAAAACUUUUUGACUACUGUGAUAUCCCUCAGUGUGUGUCCUCGUCAUUCGACUGUGGGAAGCCUCAAGUGGAGCCGAAGAAAUGUCCCGGCAGGGUGGUGGGCGGCUGUGUGGCCCACCCGCACUCCUGGCCCUGGCAGAUCAGCCUCAGGACGAGAUUUGGAAAGCACUUCUGCGGAGGCACUUUAAUAUCCCACGAGUGGGUGCUGACUGCUGCCCACUGCUUGGAGAAGUCCUUGAGGCCUUUGUCAUACAAGGUUGUCCUGGGUGCACACCAGGAAGUGAAUCUGGAAUCGCACGUUCAGGAAAUAGAAGUGGCGAAGCUGUUCCUGGAGCCCUCCCGAGCAGACAUAGCCUUGCUAAAGCUGAGCAGUCCUGCUGUCAUCACAGACAAAGUAAUCCCAGCUUGUCUGCCAACCCCAAAUUACGUGGUUGCUGACCGGACAGUAUGUUACAUCACUGGCUGGGGAGAAACCCAAGGCACCUUUGGGGCCGGCCUGCUCAAGGAAGCCCAGCUCCCUGUGAUUGAAAAUAAGGUGUGCAACCGUUACGAGUAUCUCAAUGGACGGGUCAAGUCCACGGAGCUCUGUGCCGGGCAUCUGGCGGGGGGCACUGACAGUUGCCAGGGUGACAGUGGAGGGCCUCUGGUUUGCUUCGAGAAGGACAAAUACAUUUUACAAGGAGUCACUUCUUGGGGGCUCGGCUGUGCACGCCCCAAUAAGCCUGGUGUCUAUGUUCGUGUCUCAAGGUUUGUUACUUGGAUUGAACACAUCAUGAGAAAUAAUUAAUCGGAUGGAGGACAGCAUGAAACAUCAACUUACCUAGAAGCUGGGAUGUGGGUAGGGAACUUAGCAUGCUCAGAAAUAAUUGACAGUAAUCCCACAGCGACAGUGUCCCCAGCUAACACCAACUAACAAACUCAGUGUUUUUUGUAUUAUUCUGUAUAAAUGUUUCCUGUCCCUGGACUGCUGGGUCCUGUAAUUAUAAAGCAAUGCAGCUCUAACAGUUGUUGAAAAUAAACCCAGUACUUACUUUGA
Molecule: messenger RNA, 6100 nt
Organism: Nycticebus coucang (slow loris)
Lineage: Eukaryota; Metazoa; Chordata; Mammalia; Primates; Lorisidae
Gene: LPA
Product: lipoprotein(a)
Exons: 43
Coding region: 17-5851 (1944 amino acids)
Biological process (GO): proteolysis
Cellular component (GO): extrinsic component of plasma membrane
Molecular function (GO): serine-type endopeptidase activity; signaling receptor binding
Source: RefSeq, a predicted model, not a curated record